Messenger RNA from Neurospora tetraspora, 1744 nucleotides. RefSeq lists its product as uncharacterized. The record is from RefSeq and is a predicted model, not a curated record. NCBI's taxonomy places the organism in Eukaryota, Fungi, Ascomycota, Sordariomycetes, Sordariales, Sordariaceae. Bases 147 to 1439 code for a protein of 430 amino acids. The transcript has a single exon.
GACCAGUGCUAUAAAGUCAACUGGGCCCCUCUGAGAGCUGUCAUACGAUUGUCUUCAAAAGUAUCACAAGCAAAGCUUCAGACCCCGCAUCAAACACACAUUACAACCUUACCUUCACUCUCACUACGGCAACAACAAAACCUACCAUGGCCAUUGCAGCAAUGACUUCAACCAGUAUCACCUCUCCGGAUAUCGAGAGCCUCGUGAGGCCUGUCCUCUCCGCCCUACCAGGAGCGUCCGCCUCGACCGAGCCAGCUACAACAGUACUACCCCUUCUUUCGCCCAUUCUCAGACAGCGAGUACAGCUUCUCUCCGGCUCCAGCACAGAUCCAUGGAUCCGUCUUCUUACCUAUGACACUUCCAAGGUGUCCAGACUCACCGAGAUCGCCCAAAGUGGUAGUCUGGAUCCCCAUCCGGUAUCGGGAGAAGUGGAGAUGGAUUGGGAUUAUGACGUCCACAUCAAGUACAGGAGACUUGACCAGGAGACACUUCAGACCCUCGUGGUAUUGGGAGAGUUCGACCUGUUUGUUCGUCUUGUGUACUGCGUCAACGACAAAGACGGCGGCGGUGACGGAUGGCGUGUAGGCGAGGUCAGCGUGGCCAGCGAUCCUUCUCCCCUGGAAUCUUUCGGAGGUUAUUCCACACUCGAUGAAGCCGAGAAGGCGUUCAAGGCCCAACAAACCUCCGUGACAGAAAUCAAGCCCGUUGCGCAAGUGUCCAUCCAAGCUGAGCCGGUCGAAGAAGAUGACGACGACGAUUACUGGGGCCGGUACGACGCCACGCCUUCCCAAACGCCGGGCCAAGGCCGCUCUCCUGCACCGCCGUCUUUGGGCGCCGGCCUCAACACUCAAGCGCCCAACCCCUUUGAGCGAAGCGCAUCCGCUGAAGAUGCGUACUUCGCCCGGUACGAAUCUGUGCAGCCAGCCAUGGACCCCCAUGAUCCGGACGAGGAGGCUCUCCAGGGCGGAGCUGUUGGCGGUGGUGCAUCGCUUAACGGUCUUCUUCUUCGCCGGUCUCCGUCCCCACAACGACAACAAGUAUAUGAGCCUCCCGUCACUAGCUCCGCACCAGCGCCGCCGCCAUUGGGUCUGAACGGAGACGGCAACGGCGGUUACGUCCCAUCUCGAUCACCUUCCGACGAGUCCGGCUCCGGGUCGUGUGGCCGGCGCAUGUCCCAGGCGGACGAGGAGAGGACUGAAAGCAUUGCUCAUCCGCGCCCAGCCAGUAGCGCCAGCUCGAACGGAUCCCGUAUGGUCGCCAAGCUCGAAGAGACUGCGGAGGCUCAAGAUCGUGUCGAGUUUGGUAUUAAGCAGCACGUGUCCAGGACGAUUCGAAGUCUAUUCCAGUUGUCGCGCGGCGCGGGCAUCGGUCGUGAAGAGUUCGAGCGGAUGGUUAGGAACGAGCUGGAUGUUCUUGCGAUGGUGGAGGAUGACGUUUGAAUAAUGAACAGCGCGAAGAAGGGAAACUGGGAAGGGAAAUCAUCCAUUCAGUCAAAAGGGUGCCGGUGUUCACUUUUUAGAUUCCUCAUGUUGUUCGGGAUACUGCAUCAUCAGGUUGUUUUUGGCGUCCGGUACUGGUGGGGGAGUCCGUGGAGGCGGUCCGCCUCGUGGUUCUUGUUGGUCGUUCGGAGUUCAGGCAACGGUGUUCAAGGAAUAUGUUAGCAAUAGCGUUACGGAAUAUCAGUUAGAGUACGAUAGUAAAUCAUAGCAAAUAUGCAUGUAAAAAAAAAAAGAAAUGAUGUCCA